Plasmodium gonderi is the source of this 2562-nucleotide messenger RNA. RefSeq names its product Phist protein. The record is from RefSeq and is a predicted model, not a curated record. The coding region runs from base 1 to 2562 and encodes 853 amino acids. Lineage: Eukaryota; Apicomplexa; Aconoidasida; Haemosporida; Plasmodiidae. The transcript is spliced from 2 exons.
AUGAGAAGUCUUAAGAUUUUUAAGCGAUCUAAUAUAGUUUGUUUUGCCUUUUUAUAUAUUUUAUUACAAAAUCAGCAGUUGUAUGAUGAAAGGGAUAGGCAUAUGAGAAUUCUGUCGGAGCAUGUAUCCGAAAAUGUUCCAUCAACAAAUGAGGAUACGUGUACUGGUGAUAAGAACUUAAUCAGUGGUGAGAAUUGUGCUGAAGGUAGUAAUACUGUACUCGAGACUGUGGGUAGUAUAGAUGCUACAGCUGAUUCUAGUGUAGAUUCCACAGUUGAUUCUGUUGUUGAACCUACGAAUGACUCCACGAUUGGUAAUAAUAUCGAUGGAAGUUCUGAUGAAAUUCUUUAUGUAAAUCUAAAUGAAAAGAUUUUUGAAGGAAUAAUGCGCCCGGCAAAUGUCACAUCCAGGGAGCACAUAAGAAACAUUAUUGGACAGGUCAAUAAGGAUUUAGUGCAUAGUGUAGAUGAUGUAGAUGAAAGUACAGAUGCUGAUGAUGAAGGUAGUAGUGAUGAUGGAAAUGAAGAAGCUGAUGAGGAGGAGGAAGAAGAGGAAGAGGAAGAGGAGGAUGAAGAAGAAAUAGAAGAAGAAGGAGAAGAAAUAGAAGAGAAAGAAGAAGAAAUAGAAGAGAAAGAAGAAGAAGUAGAAGAGAAAGAAGUAGAAGAGAAAGAAGAAGAAGAAGAAGUAGAAGAUAAAGAAGACAAUGAUAGAGCUGAAGGUGUAGUUGAAGAAUUGGUUGAAGAUGUGCAGGAAGAUAUGUUGGAAGAUGAGGCUGCAUGUAUGGUGAAACCUGUGGUUGAAGAGGAAUUGGAAGAUGCUAUUGAAGAAAUGGACCAAAAAGAUGUUUUGGAUGUGGCCUUGAUUGAUGCUGAGGGUGGUUAUUUGGAUGAAGAUUUAGAUGCUGAGGAUGACGAUUUGGAUGCGAGUUUAGAUGCUGAGACUGUCGAUUUGGAAGAGGGUUUAGAUGUUGAUGAUUUGGAUGAAGGUUUAGAUGUUGAGGUUGACGAUUUGGAUGAAUCUUUGGAUGCUGAGACUGAAGAUUUGGAUGAAGUUUUAGACGCUGAGGCUGAAGAUUUGGAUGAAGUAAUUGAGGAGGAGAGUAUGGUAAAUUCUGGAAAUGAUGAUGUGGUAUGUUCUAGAGAUAAUGCUAUAAAUGAUUCUGUAAUUGAUUCUGUAGAUGAUGUAGAGGAAAAUUUAUUGCAAGAUAAUUUGGAUGAAGAUGUAAAAAUUGAUUUGGAAGAUGAUUUGAUUUAUUCUGAAACGGAAAGCUUGAGUGAAAUUCCGAUUGGCGAUAUUGUGGCUAGCAGUUUGGGUGACAUUACAUCUGAUAGUUUGGAUGACCUAGCAAUUGACAGUUUGGAUGACCUAACAAUUGACAGUUUGGAUGAUAUAGCAGUUGACAAUUUUGAUGGCAUUACACUGGACAGUUUUGAUGGCAUUUCACUGGACAAUUUUGAUGGCAUUCCACUGGACAAUUUUGGUGAUAUUACACUGGACAAUUUUGGUGAUGUUGCAUCUGAUAGUCUGAGCGAAAUUACAUCUGAAGGUCUGGGUGAUAUUACAUCUGAUAGACUUGGGGACAUUACAUCUGAUAGACUUGGGGACAUUACAUCUGAUAGACGAGGUGACAUUGCAACUAAUAACUUUGAUGACAUUGCUAAAGGCACCUUGGAUGACAUUAUGAAAGGAAAUUUGGAUUAUACUUUGGGUGAUACGUUUGAUAUAGAUGUGGAUGAUUCCAUGUAUGAUGAAAUGGAAGAUUCUUUUUAUGAUGAAAUGGAAGAUUCUUUGUAUGAUAGUAUGGAAAAUUCGUUAUAUGAUAGUGUAGAAGAUGCUGUGGAAGAUGCUUUGAAUGAUGUUGAACAAGAAGAAGAUGGUUUAGAAAAACCUGUGGAAAAUGCCAUGAGUUAUAGUGUGAAGAAUAAUUCUGAUGAACAUUUAGGGGAAUUAUUAUUUGAUUUACAAUUUAGUAAACCCAAUAAUUUAGAUGGGAGAAUGUUUCAAGGAAUAGAUCAUGAUGUGAAUGUAAAUGUUACGCGAGGAUUAGGGAAAUGGAAUGGAUGUAAGGUAGGUUGCUGUCCUAUGAAGGAAAAUUCAUAUGGUUGUAAAGAUAAUGAUUUUUCUGAACCUUUCUCUGAAGAAUUGUUAGAUGAAAAAAUUUACAACUUAGGACCUGUUGUAGAUGUUAAGGAUAUGUAUAUAAUAUGGAACUACACAAAUGAACAUGAGAGGAGAAAAUUUUAUAGUAUGAGAAAAAUGCUAUUAACAUAUUGCGAUUGUUUAUCUGAUGCUUUUGAAAUUCCAAGUGAAGUAAAAAAACAGGAGUGGUUAAAAGCUCACCGAUUUAUGAAUCGAAUAUUUUUACAUUAUGAAAAAAUGUUUGCUGAACAUAUACAUAAAUUUUUAAAACAUGGAAAAACAGACCGUUGGAAGUUUAUUGAUUUUUUAAAUAGUUACAAGGCUAAAUGCAGCAAGUUUAGAAUAGUGAUGUAUAGCUACUGGAAGGAAAAUAUAUUUACCAGGUUGGACACCUAUCAAAGAUUUCUGGUUCAUGCCAACUGA